This is a messenger RNA of Clarias gariepinus (North African catfish), 4018 nucleotides long. RefSeq names its product K(lysine) acetyltransferase 2A (gene kat2a). The record is from RefSeq and is a predicted model, not a curated record. Gene Ontology annotation, biological process: positive regulation of transcription by RNA polymerase II; chromatin remodeling. Gene Ontology annotation, cellular component: histone acetyltransferase complex; nucleus. Bases 105 to 2468 code for a protein of 787 amino acids. Gene Ontology annotation, molecular function: protein binding; histone H3 acetyltransferase activity. The transcript has 18 exons. NCBI's taxonomy places the organism in Eukaryota, Metazoa, Chordata, Actinopteri, Siluriformes, Clariidae.
AAGGCGCGCGUGCGUGCGUGCGUGAGUGAGUGAGCGAGCGAGCGGGAGGCGCGCGGGUUUGCAGGACGAGCGAGCGAGCGAGCGAGGUGGGACACGGCGUUGAGAUGGCGGAGGCUGCAUCCACACAAACCCGGCUUCAGCAAGGCCAGAGCGGGGGGUCAGCGGGUUCGGGAUCAGCCUCGGGUUCCGGAAGCAGCGACCCGGCCCGGCCCGGUCUGAGCCAGCAGCAGUGGGCGAGUCAGAAGAAGGCGCAGGUCCGCGCUUUCCCUCGGGCCAAGAAGCUGGAGAAGCUCGGAGUGUUUUCGGCUUGUAAGGCUAAUGACUCGUGUAAGUGUAACGGCUGGAAGAACCCUCACCCUCCGACAGCCACCCGGAUGGAGCUCCAGCAGCAGGCGGCUGAUCUGAGUGAGGCGUGUCGUAGCUGUGGUCACUCCCUCGCGCAGCACGUGUCUCACCUGGAGAACGUCUCGGAGGACGAGAUUAACAGGCUGCUCGGGAUGGUGGUGGACGUAGAGAACCUCUUUAUGUCCGUGCACAAGGAGGAGGACACGGACACCAAGCAGGUCUACUUCUAUCUCUUUAAGCUGUUGAGAAAGUGCAUUCUCCAGAUGGGUAAGCCAGUGGUGGAGGGGUCGCUGGGAAGUCCACCGUUCGAGAAGCCAAACAUAGAACAGGGAGUGUCAAACUUUGUGCAGUAUAAGUUCAGUCACUUGGCUCCUAAGGAGAGACAGACGAUGUAUGAGCUAAGUAAGAUGUUCCUAUUGUGUCUGAACUACUGGAAGCUGGAAACGCCGUCUCAGUUCCGCCAGCGCGCCCAGAAAGAGGACGCGUCUGCCUACAAAGUCGACUAUACCAGGUGGCUCUGCUACUGCCACGUGCCUCAGAGUAACGACAGUCUGCCUCGCUAUGAGACGUGUCAGGUGUUCGGCCGCAGUCUGCUCAAGUCCAUCUUUACCGUCACUCGCAGGCAGCUGCUGGAGAAGUUCAGAGUAGAGAAAGACAAACUGCCCCCGGAGAAGCGAACGCUUAUCCUCACACACUUUCCCAAGUUUCUUUCUAUGCUGGAAGAAGAAAUCUAUGGUGAGAAUUCUCCUAUAUGGGACGCUGAAUUCACCAUGCCGGCUAACGAGUUAGCUCAGCUGGGGCCUCAGACAGUUUUGAGUCCGGUGGCGGUUUCUUGCUCUCCUCUGCGUAAAGGCGCCGGAGGCCCCGCUCUCGACACAACCUCCUCCGAAACCGUAACAGGAGAGAAGAGGAAGUUACCGGAAGCUCUAACCCUUGAGGAUGCGAAACGGAUCAGGGUGAUGGGAGAUAUCCCUAUGGAACUAGUUAACGAGGUCAUGAUGACAAUCACUGACCCUGCCGCCAUGCUGGGGCCAGAGACAAGUCUCCUGUCUGCGAACGCGGCGCGGGAUGAGACAGCACGUCUGGAGGAGAGAAGAGGCAUUAUAGAGUUCCACGUGAUCGGUAACUCACUCUCCCAGAAGUCCAACAAGAAGAUCCUGAUGUGGUUGGUGGGCCUGCAGAACGUCUUCUCGCAUCAGCUGCCCCGCAUGCCCAAAGAGUACAUCACGCGCCUGGUCUUUGACCCGAAACACAAGACUCUGGCUCUGAUUAAAGAUGGCCGUGUGAUUGGUGGGAUUUGUUUCCGAAUGUUUCCCACUCAGGGAUUCACCGAGAUCGUUUUCUGUGCCGUUACGUCAAACGAGCAAGUGAAGGGCUAUGGCACUCAUCUGAUGAAUCACCUGAAGGAGUAUCACAUCAAGCACGGCAUACUUUACUUCCUGACUUACGCUGAUGAGUAUGCCAUUGGAUAUUUUAAAAAACAGGGUUUCUCCAAAGACAUCAAAGUUCCAAAGAGUCGCUACCUUGGCUACAUUAAAGAUUACGAAGGCGCCACCUUGAUGGAGUGUGAGCUCAAUCCCAGAAUCCCCUACACAGAGCUGUCACACAUCAUCAAACGGCAGAAAGAGAUCAUCAAGAAGCUGAUUGAGAGGAAGCAGAGCCAAAUCCGAAAGGUGUACCCGGGCCUCACCUGCUUCAAAGAGGGAGUGCGACAGAUCCCAGUGGAGAGCAUUCCAGGCAUUAGAGAAACAGGUUGGAAACCCAGCGCCAAAGAGAAGAACAAAGAACUGAAGGAUCCUGACCUUCUGUACAACAUACUGAAAAAUCUCCUGGCCCAGAUUAAAACACACCCUGAUGCUUGGCCCUUCAUGGAGCCGGUGAAGAAAUCUGAAGCUCCUGACUACUACGAGAUCAUCAGAUUUCCCAUUGACCUGAAGACUAUGACGGAGCGCCUGAAGAACCGCUACUAUGUGACUAAGAAGUUGUUCAUCGCCGACCUGCAGCGAGUGAUCACAAACUGCCGAGAGUACAACCCACCCGACAGCGAGUACUGCAAGUGCGCCAACACGCUCGAGAAAUUCUUCUACUUCAAACUGAAAGAGAGCGGCCUGAUCGACAAGUGACCCCCAGCGCACAGGUGGAAGGGUUUUAACGGGACGUGGCGCAUAGAAACGACGGCAGAAAACUCUGCCCUCGUGUAGAGACGGAUAAGAACGAACGAUCUGCGGAGUGAGUGUGGGGGAGGAAAUGCGCGAGAGGUUACCGGGCAUCGGAGGACGUAAUGAGGGUAAAAUUUAUGAACUUCCGGUUGGGUUGAGCGUGUAUACAGGAGAGGGCGAAAUUAUUUGGACGUUUAUUAUUAUUUGUCUGUUUUUGGCACAUUAUAUAUACACACAUGCGCGCACACACACACACACUGUUAAGAGAACAUUACAUGUCUUAUUAAGCCAGUUCGUAACAAUACUAUAUAUAUUGUUUUAUAUCACAUCGCUGUCGAAUGCUCAAUUCUGAUUGGUCAGAAGGUUUUGAAUUAUUUCACCAGCUCUGUUAUAUCUACAGCAAUCAGCCAUAACAUUUACCUCCAUAUUGUCAGAUUCCUCUUGUGACAUCUGGGACGUUCUGUCCCCUCAACUGGUGACUGUGGAUCCUUUAGGUGCUCUAGGUUGUGUGGUGGGGCCUCCAUAGAUCAGACAUGUUUAUACCGGGCAUCUUAUGUGUUUGGGUGUUUGAUCGAGUUGGGAUCUGGGAAGUUUGCAGGCCGAAAAGGUGGCCUUGGGCCCUUUGCCUGCCGGGCCCCGUGCACUGAGCGUUCUUAUGACUUCCUAUCGUAUCGUAUCGAGUAUAAAUGUUUUUUUUUUUUUUUUGUGAGUUUUGCUGCUUUCGCUUUUCUUUGAGAUCGGACGUGACGUGCGCACACAUGCAUAAAUAAGCCCUGGAUGCCCAUGAUCCUGCCACCAUGUUUCUGAUAUGUAAUUGAUAAUCAUUUACAUAUGUUUCAUAUGUAAUGUAGUUUUAAUGUUCUGGCUGAUCUGUGCUAUAUAUAUAUAUAUAUAUAUAUAUAUAUAUAUAUAUAUAUAUAUAUAUAUAUAUAUAUAUAUACACAUACAUACAUAGAUACACACUACCACUCAAAAGGUUGGGAUCACUUGCAAAUUUCUUUGUUUUUGUUUAGUGAUUUAUUGUCUACAUUCUACGACAAUACUGAAGAUUUCAAAACUGUGAAAUUACACGUAUUGAAUUUGGUAAUGUUGUAACAACAGCAGCAACAGUCAGUUGUAAUUUUAAGACACUGAGGUCAGCCUUUCUAGAUCAGUCUUUGCAAGAAUUGUAUUGUGUCAAGUGUGUUUGCAAAACCCACCAAGCACCAUGAUGAUGAAACCGGCUCUCAUUAAGAUCAGCUCAGAAAAGCAAGACCAAAACGUAUCUGUGCUGCAGAGGAGAAGUUUAUUUAGAGUCACCAGCCUUAGAAAUCACAAAUUAACAAACGGCACCUCAGAUUAGAGAUGUUAUGAAGACUUUACAGAGCGUAAGUAGCAGAUACAGAUUGCAGAAUUGACUUCAGUAUUGUUUUAAAGUGUAGAAAGAAAUAAAAAUUAGGAACAACCAUGGAGUAAGAAAGUGAUCCUAAACUUUUGAGCAGUUGUGUGUGUGUGUGUGAUAAACAGCACUCUGU